AUGACUGUGCCCCCGAAGAAGACUGCCUUGGUCACUGGCGCUGCCCAGGGUAUUGGCAAGGCCAUUGCUUUGCGUCUUGCGGAAGACGGCUUCGCAGUCGGUUUAAAUGACAUCAAAGACAACACCGAAAACCUUGAAGCUGUUGCCGAUACAAUCAAAGCCAAGGGCGGCAUUGCUACAAUCCACAUUGCAGACGUCUCAGUCGAAAGCCAGGUGGCCACGAUGAUUUCUAAUGUGGUUGAGCUGCAUCAUAAGAUUGACGUUCUGGUCGCUAAUGCUGGCGUGUGCAAAUAUGCUGGAUAUUGUGCGUCGAAAUUUGCUGUGCGGGGACUAGUUCAAGCAGCUGCUCACGAAUUCGGCCCACAUGGGAUUACGGUCAACGCUUAUGCUCCUGGUGCAAUUGACACCGACAUGUGUAAUGCAUUAUCUCGCGACAACUCUGCAGGAAUGACCAGCAAAGCGAUGCAGGCAGGGUCUGCCCUCGGAAUAACUGGAACAACUGCAGAUGUUGCGCACCUAGUCUCAUACCUUGCUUCCGAUUCGUCUCGUUUCCUUACAGGACAAUCUGUUUCGAUCAACGGUGGGCUUUAUUUCGAUUGA
Molecule: messenger RNA, 600 nt
Organism: Mycena indigotica
Lineage: Eukaryota; Fungi; Basidiomycota; Agaricomycetes; Agaricales; Mycenaceae
Product: NAD-binding protein
Exons: 8
Coding region: 1-600 (199 amino acids)
Molecular function (GO): oxidoreductase activity, acting on the CH-OH group of donors, NAD or NADP as acceptor
Source: RefSeq, a predicted model, not a curated record